ACUGACUUCAUCAACACCUUUGCGGCGCUGGAUUUAUAUGGACGUUAUAAAAAACUGGAACACCGCAUUCUGAAGAAGCAGAGUGAGUAGCAGAGCUCUGCGGGGGAGAAAUGGGAAUCUGAUGCAUAAUCAAACACAAGAGUGGUAGACAGCUUUCUGAAGAUUUUCAUUAGCGUACAGCAUGCAGUUUUUUUGUUUUUUUUUAUAGAGAGACAGUUUUGAAAAGUCUUACAUUCUCCACAGCUAGAAAGCAGCACUGGCGAAGUAGACAGCGCAUCUGUUCAGCCGGCGGUACUAAAUUGAAAACUAUGCACACACAUCGAUCAGUUACAAGAUGAAUCCCUACAAACAACACCGAGACAAGUCGUCCAGAAUGGAAGAUACUACUUUGUUUUAUUACUACAGAACCAACCGCUAUUAAAGGUGUCUUUUCUCAUGCAAUAAGGUGAGUGCCAGAUCCACCCUUUGCCCAACCAACAUUAAUGAAUUUGUCCAUGUAUUGAGCUGUCAGACAUUCUGCAACACAUUUCGGUUGAACUAAUCCGGACAAACAAGAGCGGGUCAUCCCCAUAUACACCUCAGAUAUGAAUCUUUCCGACAACCUCUACAAAAAUGACAACGCCGAGGUCUAUCGGUCUGUUGUGGUCCAGCAGAACUUGACCAAGUACCCGAACUCUUGGACCCAGUAUAGCAACGGCAGUGCAGAUCAGCUUCCAACUUUCUCCACCGCGGCCAAGACAAGGGUCGCCAUUACCUGCGUUAUAUUCCUAGUGUCCGCUUUCUGCAACCUGGCCGUCCUGUGGUCGGCCAGCACCAACAACAAAAGGAAGUCGCACGUGAGAAUACUUAUAAUAAACCUGACAGCGGCGGAUCUCUUGGUCACUUUUGUUGUCAUGCCUCUGGAUGCCAUCUGGAAUGUCACAGUUCAGUGGCUCGCGGGGGACGUUGCUUGCAGGAUCCUUAUGUUUCUGAAACUCGUGGCUAUGUACGCCUGUGCGUUCGUGACUGUGGUCAUUAGCUUAGACAGGCAGUCUGCAAUCCUCAACCCACUGGCCAUCAACGAAGCGAAGAAGAAAAACAAAAUGAUGCUCUCCGUGGCUUGGACCAUGAGCGUGUUGCUGUCAGUUCCGCAGAUGUUCAUAUUUCACACCGUUACUAUCACCGUACCGCAGAACUUCACCCAGUGCACCACCAGGGGGAGCUUCGAGGAGCAAUGGCAGGAGACCACGUAUAACAUGUUCACCUUUGCGUGCCUCUUCCUCUUACCGCUGGUCAUCAUGAUCUUGUGCUACUCCAGGAUCCUCAUUGAGAUAUCAAAACAAAUGACCAAGGGAAACAUAUCUUCGAAGGAAGUGCACUUGAGGCGAUCAAAGAACAACAUACCAAAGGCGCGAAUGAGAACUCUGAAAAUGAGCAUCGUCAUCGUGACUUCCUUCAUUGUCUGCUGGACCCCUUAUUACCUUCUUGGGCUAUGGUACUGGUUUUCCCCUGAUGUGCUGGAGGAAACCGUCUCCCAGUCCCUGAGCCACAUGCUGUUUCUAUUCGGGCUGUUCAGCACUUGCCUGGACCCCAUCACCUACGGGCUCUUCACCAUCCAUUUCACCAGCCUCAAACGCUACUGCUGCAGCACCAACAUCACGGCGGAGUCGGAAGCCAAUUCCACCAAGACCGGCUCCUUCAGGUGCUCAGCUGCAUCGCUCCGCAUGAAGAGGCUCACUGUGGAUGCUCACGAGAUGCAAGGGAGUAGCGGUGCUAGGAACAAGCCGGAGAGAAAGACUCGCUACUACAGCAACGGCAACAGCUAUCUCGCUGUCUACAAGGAAGGGACCAAUGACAGGACUCAUUCAUGAUGUGAGAUCAAACCAAUGCAGGAUGGAAGAAAGGCUGCACUUUCUGCUCGAGUGCUUUGAGAAGAAAGAGGUUGGACAAGCACCCCCCAUGGGCACCCUGGACUGAUUACCCUCCUGAUUCCUCCAGGGAUGUUUGAGAUGGAAAUCUGUAGGAAAGUCUGAUCUCCAGAUUGGCCUGUGAAGCAAUUACUAUGGAGGAUGCUUCUCAUGAAAAAGCAGUCCUUUUUUGCAGCCCCUGCCAACUAAGCACCUACAAUCAGUCCUCUGUCAAAGUCCCUUGCAACAGGGAGAUGCAGAUUGUGUAUAUUCCACAAUACUCUGCCUUUCAGUGAGUCCAUCUGUAUAAGAAGUUAAUGAGGUACUGUAUGUGAAGGGUAGUCCAUUUACACACAAGUGCACACUGCAUAUCACAGGUGUUUAUAAUAGGUCCACACCCUACAUGUGUAAUCAUCCUGGGGAUUUGAAACACUUAAUCAGGUCCAUUCUUUAUGCCUUUGUCGUGAUUUUCUGUUAUAACUACGGGUCAGCUCGAUGGAAUGGUGGUGGACUGACAGACAGAUGGACAGGACGGACAAAUGGAUAUUAUCAGCUCACAAGGGUCCCCAUUUUUUGAAUGAGGUCCCAAAGCAGGACCAACCCUGACAUUAUUUAAAAAAAACACCAUAAGAACACUAUUGAUUCAAAUGGCUGCUGUACCAUAUUAAGAUCUGUUGCUAUAUAUACAACAACCGAAUAGAUGUUUACUUUGUGUUUCUUAUGUUCUUACCAUAGUGUCAGUUUAUAUCUACCUCAAAUCACACAAAAAUGCCUCAGAAACUCACUAUCACCAACAGUACAUCGAUCCUAGCCAGCCUCCCUGAAUCUUUUUCAAAGGUAAGAAGUUCUGUGAUGCAAUUAAUCAUCUCAGGGAACCCCUGCAUAUUUGAUAAGGCUUCUUUCUCAUGCAUUUUUUUGUUUGAAAAUGUGCAUAUAUGAUUCUGCACACCUUUACAUUUUGCUGCUGUUGUUGUCACAAAAACGCUAACACAUUAGCCAACAAACUAAAAACUAGUUGUAUUAUAUUUUUAACAAAGAUCAACAAGGGAAUUAGACUGUAAAAUAAUAGAUAGACAUCUUAAAAAAACAAAACUUUUUAAAAAUGUGAUUAAAAACAAAGAGGUAUCUAUAUACACAAAGCUAUAAGGACUGUUUUAGUUUUUUUAAAGGGACGUUUUCAGUGUGCAGUACAAUAAGACACUGUAAUCUAAGAUAAUGUUUACAAGCACGCUUCAAAAAACUGUCCUUAAAAAAAAACAUUCUUUAAAAUGGUCCUUAAAAAUGUGGUGAAUAGGGACCAGCAAGUUUGAAGUGCUUUAAUUCUUGAAAACAAGAGCUGCUUCGCUUUUGUUAAAGUGAUCAAUGUUCUGCAUUUAUAUCUGGAAUCAAAUACCUAGUACAGUACUGUGCAACGCAAUAGCUUACCACUGCCAUAUUUACAUUACAAUGACAUACAAUCACUAUGUUUUUGUCAUAGAGAGAAAUUUCUAUAGCCGUCAUCAAGUAAAAAUGUUGCAUAUAUUUUAAAGACAUUUGUCUUUUGUUACCAAUAAUAAACAGCUAAAGUAAGAUGCCAUGUGUAGGGAACAGUAUGGUAAUUGUGUUUGUGGAUGGGAGUUUUAAUUCCUUAUCUUGAUUAUUCCAAAUUGUUCUGCUGGUGGAAUAACAUGUUUAUAUCUAAUGCCCUGUUCACGCAACCAAAGCAAUGCUCGCUCCUCACGUGUUCAGAAUUCGAUUUCCGGGAAUGACGGCUGUGUGUUUUCAACCUGUCUCCGAUGAUACUUCUGAUACAUGUUUUCAGUAAACAUGCACUCACUUUUCAGGAAAAAAAGCACAUUAAAAUCCUGCCUUCAACAAAAUGUCUUAAAGCGUUCAAUCAGAAUCAAUAACUCAAGCUUUUACGAGAGAAAAUGCGUUAUUCUCUGGAGUGUUACUUCUGCUGGUCUGAAGGGUUACAUUUUUAAGAAAAGUCUGCAAUCAUAAAAUGAUCAUUUUAUUACAGAAGUGUGCUGUUUAAGAGUAAUGAAAUACUGGUGUUGUGGUUAAUGUAAGAUAUGUCAAUGCUAACUUGUGGGUGUUAUUAAAAGGGCGUCUGCUAAGAAAUAAAUAAUAAUAAUAAUAUUAAAAGGGUAUCAAACAGAUGUCAAUAUAUAGUUCCUUGGUGCUGUCGAUCUUGUAGGUAAUUAAAAUUGUUUUUAAUGCUGCAUGUUUCUUUAUAUGUGUUAUAUUUGUUAAAAUCGUGAAAAUUCAUAUUUGACAGCAACGGAGUAGAAUACAUCAGAUUAAGUAGAACAAAAAGCGUUAUUUUCAGUUAAAACGUAAUGAUGUAAGUGAUGAAUUCAUGUAAAGAAUGUCUUUUUUAAAAAUGAUUAAGAUGGAAAUGUGUAUGUUAAAAAAUAAAGCUCAGCCUUUACUUUGCAUUUGAAAGUGGUUUUAGUUGUGCGAAGCUAACAUAACUGGACAUUGUAAA
This is a messenger RNA of Acipenser ruthenus (sterlet), 4356 nucleotides long. Its product is annotated as gonadotropin-releasing hormone II receptor-like. Gene Ontology annotation, molecular function: gonadotropin-releasing hormone receptor activity; peptide binding. NCBI's taxonomy places the organism in Eukaryota, Metazoa, Chordata, Actinopteri, Acipenseriformes, Acipenseridae. The transcript is spliced from 4 exons. The record is from RefSeq and is a predicted model, not a curated record. Bases 585 to 1850 code for a protein of 421 amino acids. Gene Ontology annotation, biological process: G protein-coupled receptor signaling pathway. Gene Ontology annotation, cellular component: membrane.